UCGCGGAACGUCAGUCUUGUCGCGCCGCAGCUGAGAUUGACAUCCAGCGUUAUUACCGUUGACGUGCGCGCAUAGUUUAAAUAGAUACGAAAUGUCAUCUAAUAUAAUUAGCGAUAAAUAUCCUAAUGAUACGAAAUUGAAUAGUUUAAGUGCAUUUACUGAUAAAAGUUUGGCGCCAAUAAACGGGAGGUACAGAUCGAAAAGUUUGUCUAGUGAUAAGUUAAAUAAAACGAAUGCGGAUCGAGCGGCGAUACUGGAAGAUGUUGAAGACCAUCAUGUUUCAGAAAAGUCUGAGACCCCUGGCUGUUUAGUUGGCAACAGAAUAACGGAGCAAGACACACACACCAUGAACGGAUACAAGGAAGGCAAGGUAUCGUACGGCACGGACAGUCCGGCGCGGGGUCGGCGCGUCAUAUUCUGCGUGCAUGGGAACCCGUCUACAGGGUGUUGCGCCGUCAUAGAAACUAACACCGAUGGAGACGACGGAGAAAGGCGCAAUGGAAGCAUAUCUGAAGUUGAAAGGCAUUGUCACAGAUCAAGAAAUGAAGAAAUAGACAAACGGGCGCGUAGAAAGUUGAUUAUAGCCAGUAUAUUAUGUGUCGUAUUUAUGAUUGGUGAAAUUGUUGGUGGUUACUUAUCAAACAGUUUAGCGAUAGCCACAGACGCUGCCCACCUCCUCACAGACUUCGCCAGCUUCAUGAUAUCAUUGUUCUCAUUAUGGGUCGCGAGCAGGCCCGCGACGAGACGCAUGUCGUUCGGCUGGUACCGCGCGGAGGUGAUCGGCGCGCUGUCGUCGGUGCUGCUGAUCUGGGUGGUGACGGGCGUGCUGGUGUACAUGGCGGUGCAGCGCGUCGUCUACAAGCAGUUCGAGAUCGACGCCACCGUCAUGCUCAUCACCUCCGCCGUCGGGGUCGCUGUUAACCUCGUCAUGGGCCUGACGCUGCACCAGCACGGCCACAGCCACGGCGGCGCCAGCCACGCGCACUCGCACGGCGCCAGCAACCCGCCGCUCAACAACAAGGAGCGUUCGGAUUCAGACGUAGAGAGUUCGACGUCCCACUCGCACGAACACCACGCGGAGAACAUUAACGUGAGGGCUGCCUUCAUACACGUGUUGGGGGACUUCCUGCAGAGCUUCGGGGUUCUCAUCGCCGCCAUCGUUAUUUACUUCAAGCCGAGCUGGAACCUAGUGGACCCGAUCUGCACGUUCCUGUUCUCGGUGCUGGUGCUCAUCACCACCUUCAACAUCAUCAAGGACACGCUGCUUGUGCUCAUGGAGGGAUCGCCACGAGGGAUCGACUUCCAGGAUGUGGCCAACACGUUCCUGUCGCUGCCGGGCGUGGUCCGCGUCCACAACCUGCGCAUGUGGGCGCUGUCGCUCGACAAGACCGCCUUGUCCGCGCAUCUUGCUAUCCGAACCGGCGUAAGCCCACAGAAGGUUCUAGAAGAAGCCACACGGUUAGUUCACGACAAGUACAACUUUUUCGAGAUGACGCUUCAGAUCGAGGAGUUCAGCGACGGCAUGGAGGACUGCAGCCAGUGCAAGAUGCCGCAGUCCUGAUCGGGAGACAACUGUGAAUGUAUGCCGAACUGCGCGACUGGUGGGGAAAUGUAACGGCUUAGAAGUAUUGUGUAUUAUGUUUAAAAGCCUUUAAGAAUUUGUAUUGAAACAGUAUGAGGUGAUUUCUGCGUUUCUCGUCAAUAUAAUAGUGUGGAAACCUUAUGACUAUACUGUAGUCAAUUUUUAUGUAACUUAAAACAGUAGCCUGAAUAAAUUUUUAGUCCGGCGAAACACUAAAAUCAAUUUUUAAAUCUGAGAGAGUCAAAAUGUUUCCUAUGUGAAGAAUUACAAUGACAUAUCAAACCUUAAAUAAUCAACCAGUGAAAAUACACAUAUUAGAAGCCAUCUCAUAUCUUUAUACCGACCGGUCGCGCAACAAAUGUAUUUGAAAAAUGUUCCAUUGAUAGCCAUUGCUUAGGUAUUUUAAUGACUAUUUUGUGACUAUCCUCUUUAUUGCAACUUUCCAGUCGCAUAGCAUAUUGAUUAUUUAGCAUUUAAUUCCGCAUACCGCUAAAAACUGUGCGAAGAGGAGAAUGCUAUUUUUUGAAAUACCCCCUUCUCUGUCCGUAACAAUCCCGAGCAUAGGUAAUCUCCCACAAAGUGCCUUUAAUUAAGCCAACCGUAAUGUUUUAAAUAUAUAGGGAUAUAUAGGGAAGUCACAUAUUCCAUACCUAAACAAGUCAGCUAUAGUUAUAAGAACCAUCGCACAUUAUGCGUGCGACAGUAUUUAUUAAAGAUAGAAAUGUUCGAACACAACCACCGUGCGAUUGCUAACACCACAGACUAAAUAAAAGAAAAGACAGACUAUUUAAACAACGAAAAAAAUAAUUCAAGAAGUUUCCGUUACUCUUUGUUUGUGUAGAGAAUAUAAGCUUAAAGAAAUACGACAAAAUUUGGGACUAAAUUAGACCUAUUUUGUUAUUUAAUCUGUGCUUCAGAAAAAUAAAAUGUCUUUUGAAAAUGUAUACGAAAUGAGUAACAUAUACACUCCAUAUCUUUACCCGACUGCGUCUGAAUGAUUUUAUCAUCAGUCAGUUUUUAUGAUUUGAAAGUCGAUUUUGUCGCCUUAACUUUCCACGUGCCUUAUUUGCGAACUAGAAUGCAAUAUUAAAAAAGAGGUAUUUUUGUGCCUUAGGUAAAACAUAAGUUUACGCAAAGUUUUUAACGGAAGUAUGUAAAAUUAAAAUGCAAAACUUAGUCUAUAAAGCUGUUAUGAAGCGCUGGUCCUAUUUAAAUGAUAAACUUAUAUUUAUAAAAUCAAAACGACCAAGGACAGUCAGGGUAACUGUUUAAAAAGCUAAUAAUCGCAUGAUGCCCUAAUAAGAAUGCAGAUAUUGCUAUCCUGCCCUUUGAAAAGAUGUAAGAUAAGGAUAGCUAUAUUAGGGCUUUCAUACCGUAAAAAUGAAGACUAUGUGAAGUAGUUCUCCAAAACUUAAAUUAAAUUUGUAAAAAUGAAUCCCGGUAUAGUUGUUUUACCUUAGAGCUCUAGCUUACCCUCAAAAAUGUUAUGGCUAUGUCAAUUUGUGCGUUCAGUAAUGCAAUUUAGUGUCAAAAAAGUAUCUAGAGGCCAAAAUGAAUGCAAUUAGAGGCUUUGUAAAAUUAAGUUUAAGAACGUGAGACUUUAAUUGAAUUAUAUAUCAGCCAUUAUGGACGUUCUAAAAAAUACCAAUACAUUACAAAAGAACUUUGAAGUACUCCUUUGCUUGCAAACGGUGUAAAUUUUAAUGUCAACCAAACAAAUACAAAUAAAAUUAAACGUGUUGUCAAUGAAACGUGUCUCAACUCUGACACGUGGAAUAAAAUCCGAAUUUAUUAUAAAACCUUGUAUUCUUAGUAUUAUACAAAUUUCAAUAGUAUUUGUAUAUAGCGAGAUAUUUAUUAGAAACUAAGUAGAAUAUAGCUUAAUGAUAGAGAAAUCAUGUAAACGGUUGAUUAGUUUUAACUUAUUUCAUUAUAGAUUAUAAAGAUCAAUAAAUAAUUUGAAGACAUGAA
Trichoplusia ni (cabbage looper) is the source of this 3553-nucleotide messenger RNA. Its product is annotated as zinc transporter 2-like. Gene Ontology annotation, molecular function: zinc ion transmembrane transporter activity. Bases 92 to 1561 code for a protein of 489 amino acids. The record is from RefSeq and is a predicted model, not a curated record. NCBI's taxonomy places the organism in Eukaryota, Metazoa, Arthropoda, Insecta, Lepidoptera, Noctuidae. The transcript is spliced from 10 exons. Gene Ontology annotation, biological process: response to zinc ion; zinc ion transmembrane transport. Gene Ontology annotation, cellular component: plasma membrane.